This is a messenger RNA of Pocillopora damicornis (cauliflower coral), 919 nucleotides long. RefSeq names its product fibronectin type-III domain-containing protein 3A-like. The record is from RefSeq and is a predicted model, not a curated record. Gene Ontology annotation, molecular function: protein binding. Lineage: Eukaryota; Metazoa; Cnidaria; Anthozoa; Scleractinia; Pocilloporidae.
GUGAGGAAAACAAAAAAGACUACGUGGAAGUUGAUGGUGUGAAGCAGCUGUUAACGGAAAAUCGACCCUGAAACUGGACUUUUUCUUGUUCUAUCUCUUAUAAGACUAUUGAUACUUGUCUAAUCGACAUUAGAGACCGCGUUCGUGUUGUUAUGACGAAUCUCAAAUCCGUUAGUCGAGCCGAGACGUCGACCAUCUGAAAGGUGCUUUUCAUAUUUUCACGCGGCGUCCGAAGUUACAUCUUGUAAAGACUAAGUGGUUUUAUUUUAAAAAGUUUGCCUCGGAACAUAGGACUUAAGGAUAUAAGUAUAUAUCCUAUGUUGUGAUGUCGGCAGAGGUAAAGAAAAUGCCUUCUCAAGAAGUAACUGGAGGAAGCAAGAUCGAACUUCGCACUUCGUCCGGUACAGUCAUUUGUUUGAAUUUCUCAGAGGAGGACCAAGUGCUGCCGAAGAUUGUUCGCCUCGUCGACCCAGACACAGAUGACACUGCAGUUUUCCGGUCGGAAGAUGGAGUUUAUCACGAGCUAGAUUCAGACUCUGCUGCGAACUUGCAAGAAUUUCAACACAUGAAUCAUUGUCACCAUUGCAACUGCAGCGAUGGGAACGAACAAUCUUCAAACACGAAUACCGAUGUCCGUAAGGGAGACGAAAGGGGUGAUAAACAACGAGAAAAACUACAAAAGAUACUUCGGGAAAGGAAGGCGAACAAAAAAGAGGAUGAAAAUUGCAAUGGCCACUGCCAUCAGAUAAUUCAACUGCCGAUACGAGGAUUGAAACAGUAUGUACGAGUUAAUUCAUCCCAGAUGAAUGGUGAACACAAAACGAGCCCUUCUAAAGACGAUUCUUCACCGGAAUCAAAGCCAGUCAAAGGUAUUCAUACGAAUAUGUCUUUAUUUAACGUCUUUGGUUUAUAUUUCUAA